Molecule: messenger RNA, 3358 nt
Organism: Siniperca chuatsi (mandarin fish)
Lineage: Eukaryota; Metazoa; Chordata; Actinopteri; Centrarchiformes; Sinipercidae
Gene: prdm9
Product: PR domain containing 9
Exons: 7
Coding region: 153-2993 (946 amino acids)
Cellular component (GO): nucleus
Molecular function (GO): protein binding; histone methyltransferase activity
Source: RefSeq, a predicted model, not a curated record
UUCCGGGGAAGCGUCUUACAGCCAUCUUUCGGUCUUGGAUAGUUUUGGAAGACCAUAUGGCAACAGCUAAAACCACUUUGGUACUGUAGUUAGCAAAACAGUCCGAGGAAUAUAGCCGCUGUGAUUCGAGUAGGUGCAAAGAGUCUGCACUCAUGUCGGGCAGGGGCAACGGUGUGGAGUGGGUUGAGACAACCGAGGAGGUUGUUGUAACAGAGGAGUGUCUACCCCCUGAACACAACACUCCUGCAGUGAUACCGGUUUUGGAGCCAGCAGAAACGCCAAUCCAGAGGUUACUGGACACUGUGGGGCAUGGAGAUAACCCAGAGGGUGAUGGUGGCUUCUAUUGUGAGGAGUGUCUGACUCUCUUCCAGGACCAGAGUGAUCCCGCUAACAUUAAUGGCCCAUCUUUUGUUCUUGACUUUCCAACGAGCAUGGGCGUCCCCCAGAGGGCCCUCCUCACUCUUCCCUAUGGCCUGAUGAUUGGCAGAUCUAGCAUUCCCAAUGCAGGCGUUGGAGUCAUAAAUCACGGACCAAUCGUGUCUCCAGGAAUGCAUUUUGGACCAUAUGAGGGGGAAGUGACAACAAGAGAAAAUGCCAUGGCAAGUGACUUCUCCUGGGAGAUUUACAAAGGAAAAGAGGAGUAUGAGUAUAUUGAUGCUGCCAGAGAAUCACACUCAAACUGGAUGAGGUACGUCAAUUGUGCUCGUAAUAAAGACGAGACGAAUUUGCUGGCAGUCCAGUACAAAGGUAGCAUCCUUUUUCAUUGCUGCCGCACCAUACACCCUGGAGAUGAGCUCAUGGUGUGGCCCAGCAGCAAACUUCUCACCCAUUUUAGUGAAGCUUGGACCCAGGUGUGGUUGAUGAAGUUGAAUGCAACAGAGACUAAUACAACUGCGACAUCUCAGAUCUUCCUGUGUUCCCACUGUCCGCUGUCCUUCACUACAGAGGCCUUCCUCCAGCGACAUACAGAAUACUUCCACAUACAGCCUAAAGGGGACUGUUCAACACCAGCCGCUGAGGCAGUUGAACCUGAAAAUCCCACUUCCAGUGCUGACUCAGGUCACUCUGCAGCAUCUCUGGUGGUAUUAUCUGUUGAUCCUGUCACAUCCAAUACAUGUGGUGAUUGCGGGAAGAUUUUCAAGCAAAUACCUCACCUCAGGAGGCACAAGCUUUGCGUCCACUCAAACAAACGUCCCUACUGCUGCCCACAGUGCAGGCGGAGUUUUAGCCAGGCAUCUGGCUUAAUCAGACACCAGCUAGUUCACAGAAAGCCGGCUGUGAUAAAAGAGGCAUACAUUGUUCCUAAUCAGAACAAAAUUCUUAGUGAGAAGAACGAGAGCUUGACACAGAGGUCUGAACUUUUUAACACUGCGGAUCCAGCUGUAGCACAGGAAACAAAGGAAAUGAAUGAAAGUGAGAAUCUACAAGGAGCUAUGGAUGUAAUGGAAACGGAGAAUACUUCUGCAGGAGAGGCAGAAACAUCCCAAUCCAAUUGUUCAGACUGUGGUAAGAACUUCACAAAUGAUGCAUCCCUCAAAAAACACAAGGUGACUGUCCAUGAAAGGUUACGUCCAUACGUCUGCACUGUGUGUCAGAAGUGCUUUGGCCAGUACAACGACCUGACCAGGCACCUUCUGCGUCACCAAAAGCAAAGCAAAAGUGGAGAAAAUCUUAAUCAGGCUCCAGAGGAAUGCACCACCAUGCCCUUUAGCUGUGCUGAGUGUUUAGUGGCUUUUUCUUCAGUAGACACCCUUCAGCAGCACAUAAGUGAGCAUCACUCAGAGGAGACCACAGUGGAAAAUCAAGAGGAUGAUCCAGUGCCAGCUGGUGAUGAUCAGAGCCAUGAUCCAGACUUCAUUCCACAAUCCUCAGUGGCUGAAACAGUUGAAUCUAUCCAAAAACGUCCCUCUCAGAGGCCUCAGCGACUUGGAGCUAGAUCUAAAAUUUCUGCCAUAACCAAGCUCAUAGCUCCAAAACGAAGGGUGGCCAUCUGCAAGAAACCAUUAGCCAUCCCUGCUCAGACUGAGAGGAGCUCCACUGAACCACCUGCUGCCAGAAAUGGAAAGUUAACAAAAUACAAAUGGUUUAGCUGUAAUCGUUGCAAACGAACAUACGGAAACCCAGAUGAUCUCAAAGCACAUAAGUGCACUUUAAGACAGCACAAGUGCGGUCAGUGUGGGGCGACCUUUAAUAAGUUUGGCUUCCUGAAAAGACACGAGCAGAUGGUACAUGUGAAGGCAAAAUCUUACAGCUGUGAACGCUGUGGUAAAGUCUUAACUACAUCUGGUAACCUUAAACAGCAUCAGAAGAGCAAGACUUGUAUGAAGUAUCACUGCACGUCUGAGCUUUUCCCAUGUUCAUUUUGUCAGUUCUCCUUCACUAUGAAGAGCUACCUUAUUAAACACAUCAAGAGGCACCACCCUGUGGAGUUUCUGUCCCACUGCGAUUCGGACAGCCUCAUGGAUCAGCUGGAGGAAGAGGAGGGGGAAAAAGAAUGUAUAUGCCCUCAUUGCGGGAAGAGGUGUGCAAGCGCCAAAGCUUUCAAAUCUCACACGUGCUUCCAGCAGGUGAAGGUACUGUACUUGUGCACUGACUGUGGAAAGGGCUUCUCAAACCACUACGGUCUCAAGCAACAUCAGCGCAUUCACACAGGCGAGAAGCCUUACAACUGCCCUCACUGCAGCAAAAGCUUCUCUUACACCGGCCAACUCAACGUGCAUCUCAGGACUCACACCGGGGAGAAGCCGUACCUGUGCACCCACUGUGGGGAGAGCUUUCGGCAGUCGGGAGACCUGAAACGACAUGAGAGGAAGCACACGGGAGUGAGGCCCUACAGCUGCCCCGAAUGUUGCAAAAGCUUCAGCCGCCCGCAGAGUCUCAAAGCUCACCAAAUGCUUCACCUGGGACAGAGGAUGUUCAAAUGCACCCAGUGCGGGAAGAGCUUUUCCCGAAACUAUCACCUCAGGAGACACCAUCAGAAGAUGCAUUUGUAGUCACAUUUAGAAAAAGACUUAAAUGCUGCCAGUGUAAACUGAUUUGCACUUAAUGGUCAAGUACUUCACGAUUGUACUCUUCAAGAGUUGCAGAGAGUUUUUGAAUGACCUGUAAAUAACAUUAUUUUAAGUUAAACUUAAGUUUGUUUAAAGCUAAAGCAUUUCAUAGCCAAAAAUUUGAUUGUGAUGUUUAGAAUUUUCAAUUUUUGUUAAUUAUUUCAAAGAGGUAAAACAUUUAUAUAAACACGUCAUUCAUCAAUAAAUUAACAAAAAAAAUGUAAAGGAACUCGCCACAGUCACACAGACAAAUGCUUAUUGUCCCUCAAUGUCAACUUGCUUUGAAAUAAAAACCAACUGGACCAUCA